AUGAUGUGUAUUAGACUACUGGUUGUUGUCUUGGUAAUAAUGAACACAUGGCUGCUACACGCUGCUCAGUCAGAUCAUGUCCAAAGGUACAAACGGGCCCUGGCUCGGAAAGCAGACAGAAUCCAAGCCUCUUUAGCAAAUGAAAAGUGUAGGUCCGCUAGCUGGACCAGGCAGGCUCGAUCGGCGGCUCGACAGCACCCCCUAGGGGCUUCUUCGAGGAGACACAUGAGGCCGACGCAUUUCAACCACGCUUGUCCUGGAGGGUGCAUCUCAGACGCCAAACAUAGUACUGAUGGCCAGAUACUGCAGAAUGGGGCACAUAGCCCUUGGAGCAUCAGUAGGGCAAAACCCGAUGCGGAAACCCCUAGGGGAGAUCCUCAAAAAAUCAUUUCGAAGGCUUGGAUGGUACCGGAGGCUGAACUCCCUCGAUUAAACGAGGAGGCUCGCAGCGUGGGGGGAGAGGGGGGCUCGACCAGAGACAAGACAGCGGAGACCAGCGCCUCCCCCGAAAAUCCACACAAAACACCGCAACACAGGGAAAGUCGGAGGCAGCCAAACCACGUCCCGCCCGGCCGUGUCCGGACCCCACGCAGCCUGGUCAAGCCCCUGGAGGAAGAGAAGUUAGAGGAGACCCCCGUGGACCCGGAGGACCCUCAAGGGAGCUACGCUAAGUUUGCGUCGGCGGAGUACUCGGCCGAGAGCGAGGACUAUUCGGGGGAACAGGAGGGGCUGGUCAGCCCCACCAGGGAGUCGUGGGGUUCGGGGCCCCGGGACGUCCCACCCAGGUGGAUGACCUCCAUGUACUUUAACGGGCAGAAGGAGCAGCUGAAAGCCUGGCCGGAGGGCGGGGUGGAGCUGCCCCGCGCCCAGUUCAGCAUGGAGGUGUGGGUGAAACCCGAGGGCGGCCAGAGCAAUCCGGCCAUCAUCGCAGGUGUUUUCGACAACUGCUCCCACUCCAUGAGUGAGAAAGGCUGGUCCGUGGGCGUCCGGACGGCGGACCCCGCGGGACGGAGAGACGCACGCUUCUUCUUCACCCUCCGCACCGACCGCUCCCCGAAAACCACCACCAUCAUGGGGCACCAGCGCUACCAGCCCAACACCUGGACGCACCUGGUGGCCAGCUACAACGGCCACAAGAUGGCGCUGUUCGUGGACGGGGCCAAGGUGGGAGAGAGCAGGACGCAAUCCGGCGACCUCUACAGCGGCUUCAUGGGCACCUGCCGCACCCUGCUCCUGGGGGGCGACCAGUCUGAGCGCAGGCACAACUUCCGGGGCCAGAUAGCGGGCGUGGUCCUGUGGGGCAAGCCUCGGCCCCAGGAAGGCCUCUACAAGGGCUACUUCCAGUCGGACGAGGAGGAGCCGGUCCUGGCUCUCAGGGGAGACUUCUCCGGAGCGGACCGGCACUGGACGCCCUACAAGGACAGCGGUCACCCCACGUUAGAGGCGGUCCCCGUCCCCAACCGGGCGCUGGUGUCCCCCUUCCUGCCGCCCCCGUGCGGACUCACCGUGUGCGACAACACGGACGUGGUCCUCAGCUACAACGAGCACUGGGAGCUUCGGACGGGGAAGAGCAUCCGGUACCGGGUGGUGAACGUCUGCAACGACGACGGGGGCCACCCCACGGUCUCGCAGGGGCAGAUUCACGUCCAGCACCGGGCCCUGAACGAGGCCUUCCGGCCCUACAACAUCAGCUGGGAGCUGAGCGUCCACACGGUGCGGAACUCGUCCCUCCGACAGCGCUUCGUCCUCAGCAACUGCCAGACGGGGAAGAUCGGCAACCGGCACUGCGACCCGGAGUGCGACCACCCGCUAACGGGCCACGACGGGGGGGACUGCCUCCACAUGGGGCCCUGCUACAACUGGAAGAGGCGAGACGGGGUCUGCAACCCCGAGUGCAACGGCAUACGCUACGACUUCGACGACGGGGACUGCUGCGACCCUGAAGUCACCGACGUCGCCAAGACCUGCUUCGACCCCGAGUCGCUGGACAGGGCCUACAUCAGUGUGAAGGAACUGAAGGACCUGCUGCAGCUGAGCAGCUCAGACACGCUCAACGUCUUCUUCGCCAACAACUCCAUCCGCGAGGAGCUGGCAGGGGCCGCCACCUGGCCCUGGGCAAAAGAAGCCCUCAGUCACCAGGGAGGAAUGGUGCUGAACCCGGCGUACUUUGGCACGGUCGGGCACAACAACACGAUGAUCCACGAGAUGGGGCACAUCCUGGGCCUGUACCACGUCUUCAAGGGGGUCAGCGAGCGGGAGUCGUGUGACGACCCGUGCCGCGAGACCACGCCCUCCAUGGAGACGGGCGACCUCUGCGCCGACACGGCCCCCACCCCCAAAUCCAAGGCCUGCCGCGACCCGGACCCCAUCAACGACACCUGCGGGCCCACCCUGUACCACGGGACCCCCUUCGAUAACUACAUGAGCUAUACAGACGACAGCUGCACCAAUAACUUCACCCCAAACCAGGUGGCUCGCAUGCACUGCUACGUGGACUUGGUCUAUCAGAACUGGGUGGUCAGCAAAAAACCCACCCCCAUCCCUCUGCCUCCCAUGGUGAUUGGCCAGACGUCUGAGUCUGUGACUAUUCAUUGGCUUUCCCCCGUGAGUGGGGCGCUUCACCAAAGAGCGGGUGUUGUGAACUGCAGGGACUGUGAGGAAGACGGGACGUUCCUUCAGUACGCCCACGAGGCGACCUCCCCCCGAGCCUGCGACUCCUCCGGAUACUGGACUCCUGAAGAAGCUGUGGGCCCCCCUGAUGUGUACCAGCCCUGUGAGCCGAGCCUACAGGCCUGGAGCCCGGAGCUGCACCUCUACGACACCAACGUCACCUCACCCUGUCCCAAGAGCGAAGGCUGCGUGCUGGUCCUGCGGUUUCGUCACCCCGUGACCCCUGACAGCCUCACCAUCUGGGUCACCUACAUCUCCACCGACACACAAGCCAUCACCAACGUGGAGUUCCUGACCGAGUCCGGGGAGACCCUGAGCACCGGCCCCCACCACGCCUUCUGCGACGUGCCCCUCACCCUGCGACCGCACACCCACAAGAGGGUCACCGGGGUCAAGAUCUACACCUUCGACGAGAAGAUGGAGAUCGACGCCGUGCUGCUCACCUCCCGCCCCCAGAACCCCCUCUGCUUCGGCUGCCGCCCGCUACACUACCACCUCCACCGGGACCCGCCCCUCACCCUCAGCCCCGCCCUGCAGUCCGAGCUCACCUUCACCGACAGUGAUGUGACAGCAGGGUUGCAGUAUCAGUACAGGGUCCAGGUGGAGGCACAGGGCAUCCUCAGUGAGCUCUCUCCACCGCUCCACCACACCCACGGCGCCCCCUACUGCGGGGAUGGUGAACUGCAAGGGAGAGAGGAGUGCGAUGACAGGAAUUUGCUGGACGGUGACGGCUGUUCUAAGAAGUGUCGUAUGGAGCCAGGGUUCAACUGCGACGGCCAGCCUAGCCGGUGCUACGUGUUCGAUGGCGACGGCGUGUGUGAGGAGUUUGAGCGGGGCUCCAGCGUGCGGGACUGCGGUUUCUUCACCCCGCUGGGGUUCAGUGACCAGUGGGCCGCCAACGCCUCGGCCUCCCACCAGGACCGCGCCCGCUGCCCCGCCUCCGCCGUCAUCGGGGAGCCCUCUCUCACUCAGAUGUGCAAGUCUCAGUACCUGGACAUGAACAACGGACUGUCACGCUACGCCUGGUUCCCAUGCACCGCCCCUUCCCAUGGCUACAACCACUACGACCUAGAGCAGUCAGUGUGGCUGAAGGUGGAGUUCACUCGCCCGGGAGUGGCAGCCUCUGUGAUCAUCUACCUGUCCUCCGACGGCUCCUGGCCAGGAGACCAGUGCAGGAGGGCGGUGAGCGUCCACCUCAGCGACACCACGGGCAGAAACCAUUCCCUCGGGUCCUACGAGCUGUCGUGUCAGCGUAACCCCCUGGUGGUGAACGUGACUCAUAACCUCAGCCUGCCCUUCUUCCUGACCGCCGCCGUGCUCCUCAACUUCUCCUCCCCCCUGGUGGCCGUGACGGGCGUUGCACUGCGAACGUCCUGCCACUUCUCCGCCUUCGCCCUGACUGGCUGUGUGCGCAGGCCAUGCAGCAUGGACACCUGCAGCCCCCCACAGCUGGAUCACGGAGCGGUCACCUGCGACUCGGGCCCCGGGCCCCCUCGCUGCUCCCUGCUCUGUCACCAAGGUUACGCCCUCAGCGUCCUGAGCGGCAAGAGCCUGCCUUCCAAACAGAAGAAGGUGGAGCUGGAGUGUGUCCACGGGGCCUGGGACAGAGUCCUGACCUGCCAUCCCAUUGACUGCGGCUUCCCCGACCAGUCCCACAUCUACUUCGCCAGCUUCUCCUGCCCCGACGGCACCACGUUCGGGAAGAAGUGCUCCUUCUCCUGCAGGACCCCUGCCAAACUGCAGGGUGCGAGGAACUGGCUGGUGUGCUUAGAAGAUGGCAUGUGGUCGUUCCCCGAGGCCUACUGUAAGAUCGAGUGCCCGGAGCCUCCCGCCGUGCCCAACGCCACGCUACUGGUGCCGCAGUGCGAAGGACGCGGGCACGACGUGGGCACGACGUGCCGGUACAAAUGCAAGCCAGGCUACUACGUAACUGGUAGCCUUAGCAAAAAGCCAAAGAAAAAGUUCCUGAAGGUGGAGUGUCUGGAGGGCGGUCAGUGGGAAGAAGGGGGCUGUGAGCCUGUCUCCUGCCCCUCCCCCCCGGACGUGUUCCAGGGCAUGUACACCUGCACGAAGGGCCUGGAGUUCGACACCAUUUGCACCCUCCACUGCCCUGACCCCGCUGAGAAGCACACCAUCCACUGCUCCAAAGACGGCUCCUGGACCGAGGAGUUCAGGAUGUGCAGGAGGCUGCAGGGGUCCUGCCCUCCGCCCCCCGACCUCAACCUGGUGGAGUACGCCUGUGACGAGGGACACACCGUGGGUGCAGUCUGCUACCCAACAUGCAUUGUGGCCUUGAGUGACCCGGUGGUGCUGGCCAAUGACAUCACUGCGGACGCCGUCAAGCACUGGAUGCUACCCAGGAAGGUGGAGAGCAUAGUUUGCACCGGUAUGAUGAAGUGGCACCCAGACCCCAAGCUAGUCUACUGCAUACAGUCAUGUGAGCCCUUUGCGGGAGACGGCUGGUGCGACACCAUCAAUAACCGGGCGUACUGCCAGUACGACGGAGGAGACUGCUGCCCCUCUACCCUCUCCACCCGGAAGGUGAUUCAGUUUGGGGCUGAUUGCAGCCAGGAUGAGUGCACCUGCCGAGACCCCGAGGCAGAGGAGAACCAGCAGAAGGCCAAGCUCCCUGGCCCAGGGAAGUUCUGAUGGACCCAGGGACGUUCUGAAGGACCAGGAGGUCUGAACGGGCCUGGAAGGACAGAUAGCACUGCUGGUUUCCAACGAGACAACAUCCAGUCAACUUCACCUCCAGACUUGAAAUCACGUUUCGUCCUUGC
Molecule: messenger RNA, 5450 nt
Organism: Conger conger (European conger)
Lineage: Eukaryota; Metazoa; Chordata; Actinopteri; Anguilliformes; Congridae
Gene: pappa2
Product: pappalysin 2
Exons: 23
Coding region: 1-5319 (1772 amino acids)
Molecular function (GO): metallopeptidase activity
Source: RefSeq, a predicted model, not a curated record